Messenger RNA from Arabidopsis thaliana (thale cress), 900 nucleotides. Its product is annotated as Copper transport protein family. Bases 451 to 726 code for a protein of 91 amino acids. The transcript is spliced from 2 exons. Gene Ontology annotation, molecular function: metal ion binding. The record is from RefSeq and is marked reviewed. NCBI's taxonomy places the organism in Eukaryota, Viridiplantae, Streptophyta, Magnoliopsida, Brassicales, Brassicaceae.
UUACUCUUUAGUCUUUACAACAACUUUUUGGGGUCAUCAUACUCGCAAAUUCCUACGCAAUUUCUAUAUAAACAGAUAUCAUAAGACUUGCAAUAUGUCAUCAAGAAGCUUCGAUAUCUCAAUCUAUCUCUACUCAUUCUCUCUUAAAAAAAAAAAAAAAAAUCAAAAAUUUCUGGAGUAGUUUCUCGAGCCAUGACCGCAAAGGUACAAUACAUUUUAUCUUCCUUAGAGUAUGCGUUAAUUAAUCGUUAUAUACACAUAUACUAUUCCACAAGUUCUAACUAUAUAUAUAACUAUCACUUUUUUUACAUUGAAACUAUGCAAUAAGCCAAACUGAUUUCUGAUUUGUAAUGACAGAACGCUGUGUUGCAAUUGAGUAUUCACGAGGAGAGAACCAGGAAGAAAGCGCUUGUCACCGUUUCUCGAUUUUCAGGAGUUACUUCGAUAACAAUGGACAAAAGUGGGAAAAUGACAAUAGUUGGAGAAGUUGAUGUACCAGCUGUCGUGAUGAAGCUAAGGAAGCUAUGUAACACAGAGAUCGUUUCAGUCGAUGAUGUUAAACCACCUGUUAAAAAGCCUGAACCUGAGAAACCAGCUGAAUCUAUUGCAUAUCCUGUUCCGAUGAACUACGCGUACCAAUUCAAUCCUGCCUAUGCAAAUUCUUACUAUCAUCAACCAUACGGAAAUUGUAGAGUGGUAGACGAACCAAAUUGUGUGAUUAUGUGAUUGUUCUAGUGUUAUUUCAAUUAAUGUUCAGUUAUUUAACACUUAUAGUUUUGAUAGAAAUAUGUAAUUUUUUCUUAGAUACUGUUGUAAUAUGUAAUUUUUUGUCAUCGUUGUAAUAUACAUUUCUCUUGCCAAAUAAAUCAAUUUUGUAUGACAAAAUUAAUCUUAAUACGC